Molecule: messenger RNA, 1494 nt
Organism: Spodoptera exigua (beet armyworm)
Lineage: Eukaryota; Metazoa; Arthropoda; Insecta; Lepidoptera; Noctuidae
Source: the annotation of a GenBank genome assembly
AUGGGGUGGGGGAAGGAUUGGGCCGCCGUUGUUAAAUGUACUGGUCAUCCAAAGAAAUAUGAAAAUAAAACUGACCAACAUUACAUAGGCCAUGAGUACCGUGGUACCAGAAAACCUCAAAGUCCAGUGAAGCAUUUCCAAAAUGAGAAAUUAAGUCGCGUAAAGGAUGGACAAUUUAUUAGAGAAAGACAUGUAAAAAAAAACGGUAACGUAAAGGAAGAAAGACAUUUCAGAGAUGGAAAGAUGAAAGAAAGGAAACACAUACAAAAUGAUAAAGAAAAAGACAGAGGAAAAGUAAAAUAUGCCAAAGGAAAAGAUUCCACAUUACAGAAUAGUACCAGAAAUCAUCUAAAGGAAAUGAGACAUUUUCAAAACGGGAUAAGGGGGAAUUUAAAUAACGAUAAAUCAAAGUUUGCGGCAUCAGAGAAGAAUUCUAAAACUUUUGGAAAUCAGACGUCAAUCAAGCAACACAACAAAAGGAUGAGAAGUGCCACUGAAAAACGUUCGCAUGGGAAUAACACAUUACACAAGCGAAAGCACAAAGAGUCAAGACAUCAUAAGACGAAGCAUGAUAAAUCCAAACCGGAUUUUAGAGCACACGAUAGCGAUUCCACUGAGGAACUAUGGCCAGAAGAAUGGGACAACGACUGGAUGCAGAAAAAGUUGGAAGCACUCAAUUCGACCCAGGCUAGGGGAGACGUUAUUAAUAUGGCUGGUGCCAGGCCAUGGGCAUUUCCUUGUGGAGAUCCAAAUCAACAUGAUUUGCCAUGGGGCACUUGCAUGCGGGCUGUUGAAUGUGACGCCGAAUAUCGAAUCUAUCGUGGUGACUCUUUUUGUGGAAGAACUUCUUUAGUAUGUUGUGCACUUAUGUUGUCUAACUACGACUUUAAUAAUGGAAUUGAUAUAUCAUUUGGCGGCACGAGUUUCUCUUCAUCCGACGAAGACUACGCUAAGGCAAAUGAUUCAAAGGAAAUUAAGAAGAGGUUUAUAAAGAAAACAAGAGCGAAACGUAAGCAGGAAAGAGCCAUUAGAAAAAUGAGAAUGCAAAGAAGUAUCAGAAGUAUUAUACAAGAAAUAAAGACUAUUUUGAAACACGCUUAUAAUAAUAGAACAUUAGAAAGAAAGAACAAGGUUGAUCGUAUAAGAGAAUACAUAAAAAGAAUGAAGAAGCAAUACAGACAGGAGCGUAUGAAUCUCAUAAAAUUACAUCAUGAAGAGCAGACGGUAUUGGAUGAGAAGUUCCAAAGUAAGCUUAACCAGGUCAGAGGUAUGAACGAAGCAUUUAUGACUAAUGAUACAUUCAUGGAUAUUAUUGUCAACGGGACAGUAAACAAGUCGAAACUCAUGUCGUUGUUACGAGAUCACCCUCAAUUGAGGCCAUAUUUCAAGACCAGACGCUCAGGUAAUGGAGAGCCGUAUCCAAAGCUCGAUUUCAUGGAUGCGAAUUCUGAGAAUCGGGAAUAUGAUGUAGAAUAUGGAGUUCUCUAUUAUUGA